AUGGACGCUAUCAAACAGACUUUCAAGCGCUGCAAGGAGCAGAACAGGUCUGCGCUGGUAACAUACGUCACUGCCGGUUACCCAAAGCCUGAAGAUACUCCCAACAUCCUGCUGGCGUUGGAGAAGGGUGGCGCUGAUGUUAUCGAAGUCGGUGCACCUUUCACCGACCCAAUUGCAGACGGCCCUACCAUCCAGACUGCCAACACGAUUGCUCUCAACAAUGGUGUCACGAUCGAAUCCACCUUGGGCAUGGUGAAGGAGGCCCGAUCUCGCGGCCUCAAGGCUCCCGUUAUGCUCAUGGGCUACUACAACCCCCUUCUUAGCUAUGGCGAGGAGCGAUUACUCCAGGACUGCCACUCAUGCGGUGUCAAUGGCUUCAUCGUUGUCGACCUGCCCCCUGAGGAGGCCGUUUCUUUCCGUAAGCUCUGUAACAAGGGCCGUCUUUCAUACGUUCCUCUCAUCGCCCCCUCCACCUCAGAUACCCGAAUGAAGAUUCUCUGCCAGCUUGCCGAUUCAUUCAUCUAUGUCGUCUCUCGCAUGGGUGUCACUGGCGCUACCGGCACUCUCAACGCGAACCUCCCCGACCUUAUCGAGCGAGUCAAGAAGUACAGUGGCAACAAGCCCGCAGCUGUUGGAUUCGGUGUCAGUACUCGAGAGCACUUCUUGAGCGUUGCAACUCUCUCAGACGGUGUCGUCGUCGGUAGUCAGAUCAUCACAACCAUUAAGAAUGCUGAGCCUGGUCAAGCACUUUCCGAUAUCGAGAAGUACUGUGCCUACCUGUCCGGCCGUGAUUCUGGAGAUUCAAACACUCGAGAGGUUGGCCUUGUCGAAGCCGUUGCCGGAGCUAGGGAGCCCAGUGGUGACAACGUUACUGUCAGCGAUACUAUCACAGAUGCGGAUAUCACUGCCGAGGAGGACAGUGCUUUGGUGGCCCAGCUUGCUGCUCUUCAUGGCAAGAUCCCUGAGCGAUUCGGCGAGUUCGGUGGCCAAUAUGUUCCUGAGUCUCUGAUGGACUGCUUGUCCCAACUUGAGGAGGGCUUCAACGCGAUCAAGGAUGAUCCGUCAUUCUGGGAGGAAUACCGAUCUUACUACGAGUACAUGGGACGACCCGGCCAUUUGCAUUUGGCGGAGCGACUAACCGAGUAUGCUGGCGGUGCCAACAUCUGGCUAAAGCGUGAGGAUCUGAACCACACUGGUAGCCACAAGAUCAACAACGCUCUGGGACAGCUCCUCCUUGCCCGCAGACUCGGAAAGACAAGAAUUAUUGCUGAGACUGGCGCUGGACAGCACGGUGUCGCCACGGCCACCGUCUGUGCCAAGUUUGGCAUGGAGUGCACGGUAUACAUGGGAGCCGAGGAUGUCCGAAGACAAGCCCUCAACGUUUUCCGUAUGCGAUUGCUUGGCGCCAAGGUCGUUGCUGUCGAGGCUGGUAGCAAGACUCUCCGAGACGCUGUCAACGAGGCUCUCCGAGCCUGGGUCGUCGAUCUUGAUACCACUCACUACAUCAUUGGUUCUGCCAUUGGACCUCAUCCUUUCCCCACAAUCGUCCGAACCUUCCAGUCUGUUAUUGGUAGAGAGACUAAGGAACAGAUGCUUGAGAAGCGAGGCAAGCUUCCUGAUGCUGUUGUUGCUUGUGUCGGCGGUGGCAGUAACGCUGUCGGCAUGUUUUACCCCUUCGAGAACGAGCCCAGCGUCAAGCUUCUAGGUGUCGAGGCCGGUGGUGACGGUGUCGAUACCCCCCGACACAGCGCCACCCUCACUGGCGGCUCCAAGGGUGUUCUCCAUGGUGUGAGGACCUAUGUUCUUCAGGACAAGCAUGGUCAGAUCAGUGAGACGCACUCUGUCUCUGCUGGUCUAGAUUACCCUGGUGUCGGCCCCGAGCUGAGCUCCUGGAAGGACAAUGAGAGAGCCAAGUUCGUCGCUGCUACUGAUAGCGAGGCCUUCCUUGGUUUCAAGCUCAUGAGUCAGCUUGAGGGUAUUAUUCCCGCCCUCGAGACUGCUCACGGUAUCUAUGGUGCCAUUGAGCUAGCCAAGACCAUGAAGAAGGACGAAGAUAUUGUCAUCUGCGUGAGUGGUCGUGGCGACAAGGACGUGCAGAGCGUCGCCGAUGAGCUUCCCAAGCUGGGUCCCAAAAUUGGAUGGGACCUCCGUUUCUAG
Fusarium pseudograminearum CS3096 is the source of this 2157-nucleotide messenger RNA. RefSeq lists its product as uncharacterized. NCBI's taxonomy places the organism in Eukaryota, Fungi, Ascomycota, Sordariomycetes, Hypocreales, Nectriaceae. The coding region runs from base 1 to 2157 and encodes 718 amino acids. Gene Ontology annotation, biological process: L-tryptophan biosynthetic process. Gene Ontology annotation, cellular component: cytoplasm. Gene Ontology annotation, molecular function: tryptophan synthase activity. The transcript has 6 exons. The record is from RefSeq and is a predicted model, not a curated record.